AUGUCUUCUCAAAAAACCGCAAUUGUCACAGGUGCCUCUGGUCUCCUCGGACGUGCUGUCUACAAGGAGUUUGAGAAAUCCUACAAGGUUGUGGGUACUGGACUUACUCGUGCUCAGCCUCCGCUCGUCAAGCUCGAUCUCCUCGACCAUGAGGCCGUGGCAUCCUUGAUUGAGCAGGAGCAGCCAUCUGUCGUUAUUCACUGUGCGGCUGAACGCAGGCCUGAUGUCAGCGAGAAGCAGCAAGAGUAUACUGAGAAGCUCAAUGUCAAGGCAACGAGGAAGCUUGCGGAGGCAGCGGCCAAGUCAGCUUCCAAGCCCCUCGUGAUCUACAUCUCCACAGACUACGUCUUUGACGGUCAAAACGCCCCGUACGAGGUUGACGACAAGACCAACCCUACCAACUGGUACGGACACACCAAGCUCAACGGUGAGCUCGCUAUCCUUGAAUCACCCAACACCAUUGCCCUCCGUAUCCCUGUCCUCUACGGCGCCGGCGAGAACUCUGAGUCCUCCAUCAACACUUUGGUUGAUGCUGUCUGGAACAAAGCCGGAAAGAAGGAUGUCCAGAUGGACCACUGGGCCGCCCGUUUCCCCACCAAUGUCGAGGACGUUGCACACGUCUUGAAGGACCUUGCGCAGAAAUACUCUACUGAGGAGUCUCGCAAGGAUCAGCCCCGCGUCUUCCAGUUCUCUGCUGACCAGAAAUACACCAAGUACGAAAUUUGCCAGAUCUUUGGUGACAUCCUUGGCCUUCCUAUCGACCACCUGAUCGCUCAAGACACCGUCGAGCAAACACCUGGAGUUAUUAGACCCAGGGACUGCAAGUUGUCGACUAAGACGCUUCAGGAUGCAGGCAUCUCGGUUGAUCACGUUGACUUCAAGCAAUGGUGGCAGCGUCGUUUGACUGCGAACAAAUAA
Molecule: messenger RNA, 918 nt
Organism: Saitoella complicata NRRL Y-17804
Lineage: Eukaryota; Fungi; Ascomycota; Saitoellomycetes; Saitoellales; Saitoellaceae
Product: NAD(P)-binding protein
Exons: 2
Coding region: 1-918 (305 amino acids)
Biological process (GO): S-adenosylmethionine biosynthetic process
Cellular component (GO): methionine adenosyltransferase complex
Molecular function (GO): methionine adenosyltransferase regulator activity
Source: RefSeq, a predicted model, not a curated record